GCCUGGAUUUGGUAUUGCGGCGGCGGCGUCGGUGGUGGAGGAGGAGGAGAUGCGCCGCGGCGUGUUUGGAGAAAACCUAGCCCUAAUCCGGUGCGUGGAAUUUUAUUGGUGAAAUUGGUUUACAAGUCCUCCUGUUUCGAGGUAAUUAUGAAACCGCCCCUGCCUUCGGAAGCCGGGAUGGAUUAUUACACGCAGGCUUGUAAGGCGCUCUGCAAGCGGUCUCCUUUCGAUUUGGAGGACCCACAGCCGUCUACAGCCCCGCCUACACUCCCUAGAGGACUGGCUCAGCUGCUGUGGAAGCACUCUGACAGUAGGAAGAGGCAGAAGAAGUCUCAUCUGGGUUCUGAAACCAAGUCUUCGCGGCAAAAAAAGGCUCGUGGCUCUGGCUUUUGGGCCGAGAUGGAAGAUUACCUUCGAGAGUUAACUGUGAAUGAUGUAGAAAGACUUUGCCAGCUUCCUUCUUUCCAACCUUCUAAGAACGAGAAGUUCUUUUCAAUACCUUCAUUUAACAAAGUGGGUAAUGUUGAUGCAAGUGUAGCGAUUCCCAAUCCCGUUGCUUCAAAUAGUGAGGUAUCAGAUAAAAAAGAUCAUGUACCUGAAGAAAAUGAGGAGCAACUAAUGGAUGGUGGUAGCGCAGGGACUGCAGAAUCACCUAAACCUAUAAUAAAAUUAGAGAAGGUUCGUCUUCCUUUUAGUAGCAUAGAGUGGCUUCUAGGUUCUAGGACAAAGAUAUAUCUCACCACAGAGAGACCCAAUAAGAAACGAAAGCUAUUGGGUGGGGAAGCUGGGUUGGAGAAACUUCUUGUUGCUCAGCCAGUAGAAGGGUCAACUUCUCUGUGUCACUAUUGCAGUGGUGGUGACAUGGGUGAUACUUUGAACCGCUUGAUUGUUUGUGGUUCAUGUAGAAUGGCUGUUCAUCAGAGAUGUUACGGGGUGCAGGAUGAUGUUGAUGGAUCUUGGAUAUGUUCCUGGUGCAAACAAAAGAAUCAAAUACUAAGUAGUGAGAAACAAUGCCUUCUUUGUCCCAAGAAAGGUGGAGCACUGAAACCUUCUCGAAUAGGGGGUCAGGGAUGUCAGGAGCAUUUUGCUGCUGAGUUUGCUCACCUGUUUUGUUGUCAGUGGAUACCUGAGGUUUAUGUCGAGGACACGAGGACGAUGGAACCUGUAGUGAACAUUGAUGGCAUUAAAGAAACUCGAAGGAAGUUAAUUUGUUACUUGUGUAAGGUGAAAUAUGGGGCCUGUGUGCGGUGUAGUAAUGGAGCUUGCAGAACAUCUUUUCAUCCUAUAUGUGCAAGGGAGGCACGCCACAGAAUGGAAAUCUGGGGAAAACUGGGUUGUGAAGAUGUGGAGUUGCGUGCAUUUUGCUCAAAGCAUUCUGAUGUCCACACGAAUGGUAAGUUUGAGCAAAAUGGUGACAAAUCUGUACGCCUACCCGGUGUUUCUUGUUCCAAUGAUACCACUCAAAUGACUGUGUCAACAACAAAUAAACCUAAAAAAUUAAAACUUACCCAACGUAAUGGUGAUAAUGGGACAAGCGAAAUCAAAGAUACAGACUUGGAUCAAGAAAAAUUGAAUAGUGAUGCGCCUCAUGAAGAAAGGAUGUUGAGUAGUGUAUCAAAUUUCAAAUGUCGAACUGGCCAUGGUGACACAGUGCCCCAUAUUUGUAAGGAUUUAUCGGAUGUAGGCAUAAAUGAAGAUGGCAAUGCCACUGAUCCUUCGAUUGUUACCAUUAGGUUGAAGAAGUUAAUUGAUCGGGGAAAAGUUGAUGUGGAUUAUCUAGCUUCAGAGAUGGGUGUUUCCUCUGAUUCAUUGGCCUCAAUGCUCAAUGAUGAUUGCAUCGUCAGUGAUCUGCAUUGCAAAGUGGCUAAGUGGCUCAGGACUCGUUCCACCACAGGGAAUGUGCCGAAGACUUUGAGACUUAAAAUCAAACCAACAUCUGCUACAAAGACUGGGAUUGGUUUUCCAGAUAACACUGAUUCUGCUAAAGUAACAGAACCUGUAACUUCUGCUACCAUUCCUUUUAAGACUGUUGCACCUCAUAGACGAACCAAAAACAAUAUUGUGACUGUUAAGGAUGUCAAAAGGUGUGAUGAAGUCAAAACUCAUCAGCUUGGUGACCUAGAUUCAAGUUUGACAAGAGACCCUCUAUGUUCCAAUAUUCCAAAGAUUGCUUUUGUCUGUGCAUCAUCAGAUACCCCUGCCAACAAGCCACACAAAGAUGAAGUUGUGCAAUCAACUGCUCUGGUCAAUGGGCAUUCUUAUGAGGGCACAACUAUGAAUCAAAGUGCUGUCCUGAAUGUUGAUGCAAGGAUGUCGAGAUCUAUUUCUCUGAACAGUGUAGCUGAUGCCAUGAAUCUUGAAAAAUGUGCACUUUACAUUCACCCGCUUAUUGUACAAAAAUUAAAUGACUUGGGAGAAGCAAUCAGUUCUGAAAGUGCUACACAUGAAUUUGAUGGAUCGGGACAAGGAGGAUUAUUUCGGUCUGAAGCUUCCUUUAGUUCUGGGAUCUGUUGCAAUGAUGAAAAUAGAUUGUCAAUUUCUGGUGAUAUGGCUUACAAAUACAACGGGACAAGUCUAGAACACUUUGCCAAAUCAGGGAAUAUGGGUCUCUCAAAAAUGUCACCCAUGGAUGAAGUGGAAGGAGAGAUUGUUUUUUACCAGCACAAGCUAUUGGCUGAUGCUGCAGAAAAAAAAUCCUUCACUGAUACUUUGAUCGGAAAAGUUGCAAGAAGUCUCCAAGCAGAGAUGGAUGCUGCUAGAAAGCAAGAAUGGGACACUGUUUUAGUUACCAAAUAUCUUUAUGAACUUAGAGAGGCAAAAAAACAGGGAAGGAAAGAACGACGGCACAAAGAAGCUCAGGCUGUUUUGGCUGCUGCAACUGCUGCUGCUGCCGCUUCUUCUAGAAUGUCAUCAUUGAGGAAAGAUAAUCUUGAAGAGUCCAUGCAUCAGGAGGACACAUCAAAGUUUACUACUUCCAAUCAUAUGUCCCAGCAGAAUCCUCAUCCAAAAGACUCGCUAUCUAGGUCAAGUUGUGUGCAGGUCUCAUCUGAAAGGAUAUCUGAAUCCCUCCAGCCGGGCUCAGAUUUUUCCAAAGACCAUCCUAGAACUUGUGACGUUUGUGGACGGCCUGAGACAAUUCUAAAUUCGAUACUUGUUUGUUCUGGAUGUAAGGUUUCUGUGCACUUGGACUGCUAUUGCAGUGUCAGAAAGUCAGCGGGCUCAUGGCAUUGUGAACUAUGUGAUGAUAGAUCGUCGCGUGGGGGAUUGGGAACUCCAGCAGCUGAUUUAGGGGAGAAGGAGAAACCAUAUUUUCUUGCAGAAUGUGGGCUAUGUGGUGGUACUACCGGUGCUUUUAGAAAGUCAACUGAUGGUCAAUGGGUGCAUGCUCUAUGUGUUGAAUGGGUGUUGGGUUCUAAAGUUAGAAUGGGGCAAGUGGAUUCAAUUGAUGGAAUGGCAUUAGGGCACAAGGGGAACGAUGUUUGCCUAAUUUGCCAGCGUAAACAUGGUGUAUGCAUCAAGUGUAGCCAUGGUCACUGUCGGAGCACCUUCCAUCCUUAUUGUGCUAGGAGUGCAGGCUUAUUCAUGACUGUAAAAACAGUGGGUGGGAAGCUGCUGCACAAAGCUUACUGUGCCAGACAUAGCAUGGACCAGAGACUAAAGGCUGAAACACAAAAACUUGGGUCAGAUGAGUUACAACGUCUAAGGCACAUUAGGGUUGACUUGGAGAAAAUACGCUUGCUUUGUGAAAGAAUAAUAAAAAGAGAAAAAUUGAAACGUGAAAUGGUGUUUUGUUCCCAUGAGGUUCUUGCCUCCAGGAGAGAAACAGUUGCUUUAUCUGCCCUUUCUCGCCACUCUUUCUCUCAAAGUUCGGAUUCAGCAACUACCACAUCCAUGAGAGGAUACACAGAUGGAUGUAGAUCUGGCAGUGAAACCGUCCAGAGGUCAGAUGAUAUCACUGUUGACAGUGCAAUUGCUGGUAAAAGACGGGGCAAGUUCCCUGUAUGGAUGGAUAAGGACCAAAAGACUGAUGAUAGCCCUACGUCUCCUAUCUUCUUGACACACAAACAAACAGAGAGAAUAACCUCGGCUGGAAAGCAGAUUCCGUUGAGACAUAUUUCAGCAAGGAACCCUCUAGAGGACGAGGAUAAGCGGCUGAGUUACAGAAAGCACGUGGAAAGUUUUCAAAAAGAGAUGGUAAUGACAUCUGAUCAAGCGUCUAUGAAGAACCAGCGAUUACCAAAAGGGUAUGUCUAUGUUCCCCUCCAACGCCUUUCAAAGGAUGCUGUUCCAGACACAUGUCCUCAGGAACCACCACCCCAUGGAACAUGACAAUGGGUAAAUUUAAUAUCCUUCCUGCUUACACCCAAUGAGUAGGGCACCCAUCUCUUGUGGGGCAUGUGGGACCAUCAUCGGGGAAAAGAAGAAGCUGGAAUGGUCCGUUGCCCACUCUGCAUUCUAUCUAUACACCAAUGAUGGUUGUUCCGGUAAUAUUCUUGUAUCAAUUAUUAUUCAUAUUUACGAGCUCAGUAUUACCCCAUGCCAAGGAGUGCACGAACUCACCAAGAUUGAGUUUAAUUGUGUGGAAUGCAGCAACAGCAGCAGCAGCAGGUAAUUUGUGUACACCAGUUAGAAAGGUUGUAAAGCCCACAAUGUGUAUAUAUACGCACAAUGCUAACUUACAGUCAAAUCAAUUAGUGCAAAAAUCAGAUCGUAGAUCUGUAACUUAUUUAUUUUUAAUUUAAGUUUGUGAUCACGGUUGAUUGAGUUUUUGCUUUCUUGUGUAUCGUGCAUGUAGAGCACCACAACACUAUUAGAAUUGAGAGUGUGCCAUCAACUUAUUGUGUAAGAAGAGAAGUUAGAAACCGUGUGAUUAUGUACUCUGGAAUGUGAAACAACCACAUAUGAAUAGUUUCUACUUGUUGGACUCACUCCUUUCAAUGUGGGUAUGUUUUUACUCUCCAAGGGCAUUGCUUUUGCUGCUCAAGUUGAUGGUUCUUAGAGGGAGGUGGCUUUUGAAGCUCUAUACUCGCUUUGAAGCAGCCCUUGUCGACGCAAUCCAAAAGGCGAAAUCGUUCCCCCGGGUGCCCCGCACCCGUCUACCAUUUGUCGUACCAAGAAUGUAACGUUAUGAUCAAACGUUACAUUCUUGGUGUGACAAAUGGUAGAGGGCAACCUUCGAAAGUAAAUAUAAUUAUACCCUUGCAUUAGCUAAUGAGUGUUU
This is a messenger RNA of Cuscuta campestris, 5221 nucleotides long. Lineage: Eukaryota; Viridiplantae; Streptophyta; Magnoliopsida; Solanales; Convolvulaceae. The record is from the annotation of a GenBank genome assembly.